AUGGCCUCCAAUGGUAAUGGAAAUCUCAAAGCUGACAUUCAACCAGUAGAGUCAACAGCUUCGGACAAUGUUCAAGGCGCAACAGAUGUCAACACUCUUGCCACUCAGGGUGUUUCGCAAAGUGGCAAGCGGUGGAGUGGGUUUAGGAAUUUUUGGAAUCGCCUUUGUACUGGCCCCCAGUUAAAGAAAUUUGGUCCCUCCCCUUCAUUCAAGUUUCAACAGAUCGCACUUCAACGGGAUGAGUUCUCACGUUCGGUCCAUUCGGACAACCAUGUUAGCCAUGAACAUUUCCAGUUUAUCAGGAGGAUUAAUUGGGAACACCUGUGGGUGAUGGCCAAGAAUUGGAUAAAAGAGCCUAUGAACAUGGCCCUUUUUGUUUGGAUUGCUUGUGUUGCUGUAUCUGGUGCAAUUCUCUUCCUUGUUAUGACUGGAAUGCUGAAUCAUGUUUUGCCUAGCAAAUCACAAAGGGACACCUGGUUUGAAGUGAACAACCAAAUCCUGAAUGCAUUAUUCACGCUCAUGUGCCUUUAUCAACACCCACAACGGAUCUACAACUUUGUUCUUCUUUGUCGAUGGGAGCCUAAGGACAUUUUAAGGCUUAGGAAGAUAUAUUGCAAAAAUGGAACAUAUAAACCUAAUGAGUGGAUGCACAUGAUGGUGGUUGUAAUCCUUCUUAAUUUGAACUGCUUUGCUCAGUACGCCCUGUGUGGUCUAAACCUAGGGUACCGCAGAUCUCAACGGCCUCCUAUCGGUGUUGGCCUCACUAUUUCUGUUGCAAUUGGGGCUGCAGCAUUCGCUGGUCUGUACAAUAUCAUCAGCCCUCUUGGGAAGGACUAUGAUACAGAACAUGCCGCUAUCGAUCAAGAAGCACAAAUCGAUGUCACCUCAACUGAGAGCGGCAGGCCAACUUCACGGAUUAAGUCAUUUGAGAGGAGAUACUCUUUCAUCCAGAGUGAUGAACGCCAUUUUGUGGAGAGAAGGCCUCAGUGGGUUGGCGGACUAAUGGAUUUCUGGGACCAGAUAUCUAUUGCGUAUUUGACACUUUUCUGCAGUUGCUGUGUCUUUGGCUGGAAUAUGCAGAGGCUUGGAUUUGGUAACAUGUAUGUCCACAUUGCAACGUUUCUGCUCUUUUGCCUGGCUCCAUUUUUUAUCUUCGUCCUUGCAGCUGGCAAUGUUGACAAUGGAUCCCUUCAAUUGGCAUUGGUGCUCACUGGACUUUUCCUGUGCUUUUUUGGUUUACUGUAUGGUGGCUUCUGGAGAAUUCAGAUGAGGAAGAGGUUCAACCUGCCUGAAAACAACUUCUGCUGCCACAACCCAGAUGCAUCGGAUUGUUUCCAGUGGUUGUUCUGCUGCUCAUGCUCACUUGCUCAGGAAGUCAGGACCGCAGAUUACUACGAUAUCACAGAGGACAAGUCACACACAGGCCAAGUAACUGGCGAAACCCCCCGCGUAAUGAUGUCCCCAUUGCAGCGUGAAGAUGGUUUGGCCCUUUUCAAGUCGAGUCCAAGUUCGCCAUACAGGAGCGGCAAUGCUAGUCCAUCGAUCUUUAUCCUGGAGAGCCCGUCAGCCCCACGCAGGUCAUCUGGUUCCUCGCCUCAGGGUGGUUCACCGACAAAGGGUGAUAGGGUGAUGAAGGCACCAGCUCCAUCUGUUCUUCAGAGAGAAGGUGGACCAGAUCAUGGCACGGGGGUGAUCCAGUGA
Miscanthus lutarioriparius is the source of this 1701-nucleotide messenger RNA. Lineage: Eukaryota; Viridiplantae; Streptophyta; Magnoliopsida; Poales; Poaceae. The record is from the annotation of a GenBank genome assembly.